AUGUUUCAAGAAUCCAUAUCAAUAGUUGAUGAAUUUCUUUUAUCCGUUCACAAUAAAAUUCACUUGGUGACAAAAGAUAAUACUAUUAUGCCAAGUGAUUACUUCGUGACAUUCAAAACACAAAGAGAGACAGGUGCUGGCACUCAGUUGGUCGAUGAACAAGACUUUAUCAAGUUCAAAUCGGAAUAUACAAAAUUAGCUGCUAGAAAAACUUAUCAUCCAAAGCUACGCUCAAAAUCACAACCACCACCAUCUACACUACAAAUGCCAUUAGUUUUACUAUCUUCACUAUCACCACAAGCACUACCACUGUCACCAGAUAUACAACCGUUACAACAAUCACCACAAGUACAACUUAUACAACCACAACAAUCACCACCUCAAUUACCACAAGCACAACUUAUGCAACCACUGCUACCACAAGUGCAACAAUCACAACAAUCACCACAUCGAGUACAACAAUCGCUACAAGCACAACUUAUACAACCACAACAAUCACUACCACUAUCGCAAGUACAGCAAUUGCCACAAAUGUGA
Molecule: messenger RNA, 537 nt
Organism: Dentiscutata erythropus
Lineage: Eukaryota; Fungi; Glomeromycota; Glomeromycetes; Diversisporales; Gigasporaceae
Source: the annotation of a GenBank genome assembly